Neopsephotus bourkii (Bourke's parrot) is the source of this 1754-nucleotide messenger RNA. RefSeq names its product ankyrin repeat and SOCS box containing 18 (gene ASB18). Gene Ontology annotation, biological process: negative regulation of delayed rectifier potassium channel activity; neuronal action potential; intracellular signal transduction. The record is from RefSeq and is a predicted model, not a curated record. Gene Ontology annotation, cellular component: axon initial segment; membrane; synapse. Bases 1 to 1512 code for a protein of 503 amino acids. The transcript is spliced from 8 exons. NCBI's taxonomy places the organism in Eukaryota, Metazoa, Chordata, Aves, Psittaciformes, Psittacidae. Gene Ontology annotation, molecular function: transmembrane transporter binding.
AUGCUUCUGGUGGAGACCCAGCUAAGGAACAGGCUGCAAUUCUCCAGCGGGGAGGGGGGAGAGAGAAAGCCUGGGUGGCACCUGGCUCUGAGAGAGGAGAUCCCAAACCUCCCACCCCAUGCUGGUACCCAGGGGGAAGAGCAAGCAUCGCCCUCAGAGCUGCUCUCACCAUCCAAGCUAGGACCUACACACACGGGAAGCACCGGAAUGGGCGAGUUACCAGGACCUGUAACAGAAAAGCUACAGAUUUCCCCCAAAUUGGAUUUGGAACAUCCUCUAACAGCUCACGCUCCCGCCACCAAGUAUUACACAGCCCUGGUCACGGGAGACCUGCAAAGCCUCGAGGUGCUGACUGACCAGUACUAUCAGGAUGUGAACCUGGUUUUUGAGAUCAGUAAAGAUGAGCUGGAGUGGCAGGUGAAAAGCCAAGCAUCUUAUGGACUCUCAGGGCUGUGGUCGCUGGAGUACAAACGGGAGCUGAGCACCCCGCUGUGCCUCGCCGCCCGCCGCGGCCACGCCGCCGUCCUGCGCCACCUCCUCCGCCGUCGGGCAGACCCCGACCUGGCGCCGGGCGGCCUCGGGCCCCUGCACGAAGCCUGUCUCGGGGCUCACACGGAGUGCGCCGCGCUGCUGCUGCAGCACAGGGCUGACCCCAACCUGCGGAGCGACCAGGGGCUGGCCCCGCUGCACCUCUGCACCACGCGGGACUCGCUGGGAUGUGCCAAGCUCCUCCUGAGACACGGAGCCACCGUCAACCUGCCGAGUGAGGACAGAGGGGAGACAGCUCUGCAUGUGGCAGCCAGGCACUGCCUCUGCGACCAUGCCUGGCUCUACCUGCGCCACGGGGCACAGGUGGAUGCGCUCAGCACGCAGGAGGAGACAGCGCUCAACAUCCUCUGUGGGCAGGCGCCGAGCGCCGAGGGAUCCCUGCAGCUCUGCCGGCUCCUGGCUGCCCACGGUGCCGAUGUGGAUGCCCGGGAUGAGGCACGGAGGAGCCCCUUGCACAAAGCAUGUGGGGCUGCCAACGCCGGCCUGGCACGUUUCCUCCUGCAGCAUAGGGCUGAUGUCAACGCCAUUGACUACAAUGGCAUGUCCCCGCUGGGCUGUGUGCUGCAGGGCGCUGCCUUCAAACGGGACCUGCGGCCCCACGUCGUCGUCCAACUGCUGCUCAACCACGGCUCCCAGAAGAUAUGGCCCCCCGCCUUCGCCAAGGUGCUGAAGUCUUGCGCAGCCGUGCCGGAGGUCAUCGAAGUCCUCUUCAAUUCCUACUCGCAAAUUCCCAUCUCCAGGAAGUGGGCUGAGGCCGUGCCGGAGGAGGUGCUUCAGCAGCACCAGCUAUUCUACGAGUCCCUUUUCCGGCUGGCGGGCACAGUCCGGUGCCUGCAGCAUUUGUGCCGCUCCGCCAUUCGGGACAAGUUUGGCAGCAAAUGCCAUUGCCUUAUCCCUCUGUUGCCUGUGCCCAAGCCGCUGCGUGAUUACCUGCUGCUGGAGCCUGAAGGAGUCGUGCUUUGAAGGGCUGAGAGGAGCCGGCUGAGGUCCACCAUCCAGCCCUCCCUCGGUGUAGCGCAUCCGCAUCCAUUUCUGUCAUCCUGGUGGAGGAGCAGCGCAUCCCGUGAUAGAUGGUUGUUUGUCAGGGAUUUAUAACGUAACUAAAAGGUGCUUUCGGCUGUAACUUUGUAUAGAUUUUUUUUCUUCCCCUAAUUGUGCUUUAAAUAGAUUAUAAAGAGUAAUAAAAUGAUUAGUAGCUGUUACAA